Messenger RNA from Bolinopsis microptera, 3686 nucleotides. RefSeq lists its product as uncharacterized. The record is from RefSeq and is a predicted model, not a curated record. NCBI's taxonomy places the organism in Eukaryota, Metazoa, Ctenophora, Tentaculata, Lobata, Bolinopsidae. The coding region runs from base 1887 to 3242 and encodes 451 amino acids. The transcript has 4 exons.
GACUCAGGGAACUCAGAUGGAAAACCGCAAAAGGCUUAAUCUGCGUUUUAGUAGUGAUCCAGAUUCCAGACUUCAGAUUCCGGUACAACAGGAUUGAGGAUAGUGAUAACAGCAGCCUUGUAGAUGCGGAUCUUGGUUGGUAUUUUUAUAGUUUUGUUGUUCCAUGUCUUCCAGAAAUUUGCGAGAAAGUAAGUUAAUCGACUGAAAAAAAAUGUUUCAAGUUUCAGUAUAGGGAAGUGGGUUUAAGUUUUCUAAAACCCUUGUUUUCAUCCAUAAAGAUAUUUGCUAUUGAAGUUAGUGCUUUUUUGAAGAAUCUAUAUACUUAUCAUCUUAAUAAUCUCAAGAAAUCCGUGUGUGUGUGAGUGUGUGAGUGUGUGAGUGUGUGUGUGUGUGUGUGUGUGUGUGUGUGUGUGUGUGUGUGUGUGUGUGUGUGUGUGUGUGUGUGUGUGUGUGUGUGUGUGUGUGUGUGUGUGUGUGUGUGUGUGUGUGUGUGUGUGUGUGUGUGUGUGUGUGUGUGUGUGUGUGUGUGUGUGUGUGUGUGUGUGUGUGUGUGUGUGUGUGUGUGUGUGUGUGUGUGUGUGGCUUUCUUUUGGAUGAAAAGUUGGCAGUAAGAAACCGGAAUGGUAUAGUUUUGUACAACGACCAAUCAUAUGGUUACCAUGGUUACCAGUUUUGAUUUCAAUUACUCUUAUUUUGUUACUUUUUUAUACUUUUCAGACUCACUGAGUCAAACUGCCAUAGGGCAACUUAUCAAGAGUUUAUGACUGCCGAGUGCUGAUAAAGAUUUCAAAUUAAAUUACUCACGCUAGAUACAAGACAAUCAAAAUAUGAUUUACUCAUGAUUUGUGAGUAUCAUCCAUGGUCAGCGAGUAUUGAUAUCCACAUCAGACGUUAGCUUCUUUCAUCUCUUUGUUUGAGUUAGAGUAAUUGAAUUACGAUUCCGACUAUACUGAUUACUGUUCACCGUACAAAUAAAAAUAUUUCACGGUCUCUUCUGCAAGCAUUCCACUCUCUCCGCGGAACACAGCAGGAAUGUGCCUGUGUGAUUAGUCCUUUAGUCGUGAGAGCGUAUGACUAUUGUACCACGUACGCACUGUAUAUAGUUUCCUUCAACACGGGAGAUGCUAGUUUUUUACACAACUUUCAUAAUCAUAGACACUGAUCUACAGAUAUUUUGACAUUUUUUACUGCUUAUAACGACGGCCUUUCUUGCUCAUUGUAUGAAAAAUUAGUUUACAAAUUAUCUGUUAAAAUUUUAAAAACGCCAAAACAAAGAUGACAAAAUUUAUAUUUUUGUUGGUUUUGAAUACCUUCAUUAAACGUUGUCUGUUAAUAAUUAUGUCCGUUCAUUUGAUGUCCUGCAAAUAAGGUCCGGUAAGGUACAUUCGAUCCGCGCCCCUUUUGUGUUCGUAAAAUAGUUAAAAUAGUUAAAAACUUGCAGUGAUUGUAGCAAGAUUCUCUUAUUCAGCAUGAGUUAUUCCAGGGUCUCCUGUCGACAAACUUACAUUAUUUUAGCGCCCACGUGCUGCAACUUCACGGAGAAUCAGCUACAUUGUAUCGUUAAAGUCAUGACAGUAGAAAUUUUAAACGAAAACUUGGUCAUUGCAAAUCCUGUUUUAAACGUUGAAGACUUCGAUGAUUCUGAAAGUGAAUCUGCUCAAAGCAAACAUGGAUGGCAAAUAUACGGUUAGCAAAAUUGAAAGUAUUUACAUUACUUGCUGCAGUUUUUUAGUUAAUUAAAUAGAGUUAAAUUAUUAUUAUUUUUGCUAUUGAAUAUGACAUUUCCAAAGCGAAAUGAUUUUAAAUAAGCUGACGAUAAAUGGUAAUUUCAGACUCUAGCCUGACAUUGGAAGUUACUGUUUUUGGUGAAACUUUAGAAGGGAACGAUGAGGGCAAACCGGUGUCAUCAGAACUCAGAAGACGAGGAACGUUCGGAGGAAAUGACAACAUGCCAUCAGAUGACUAUAGUGAUCUUUGCUUGCCUUGGAAUGUACGUCGUAUUUAUGACCCGACUGUAUCCGUCCGGAUUUUAUUUAGACUUCCUUAAACAAUCUGGCUUCAGUACCAUAAUAGGCACGGUUUCCAUUUCUGCAGCUCUGAUAACUUCGCCUGCCGGCCCAUACAUCUACAACUAUCUGCCAAAAACCAUCAGAAACGCGUCCCUUUUCAAAAGAUAUUUUUGUGGGAGCCUUUUGAACCUAACCUGUUCCUCCAUGAUGGCUUUGAUUCAAGUAUUCAUUGAUAUGAACUGUGAUGCUCCUGUUAUUUUCGUGACAAUAGCAUUACUGAGGGGUAUUCAAGGGUUUGCAAUGGGCAUAAUGCAUGUGUUUGUCCAGGGCGAGGUAAUAGAUUUGUAUCUUAAGGAAGAUAAGAAGACGAUGAUCUUGAUAAGCAGUUUCAUGCAAGUUGGGGCAAUCCUCUCAGCAAUAUUGGGCACUGAGCUAUUUGUAGCUGGUGGGUGGGUAUUAGUUGGUCUUGGUAUAGCCUCCUUCAACAUCUUCCCUCUUUUAGUAUUUCCAUUCCUAAAAAACAUAGAGGUGAAAGAAAGUAAUAAACAAAAAGUUGAUUCCACCAAUAAGGAGUCCCCAGAAUUGACCGAUCGAAGUAACAGCAUCGGCCCUCAGUCUAUUCCGCUUUGGUCACAAAAAAUUGCAUUCUACUUUCCCGAUGUAGUCUUGUUCCUGAAUAAUGCGUUAAGUGAUCUUAUACGUUAUUUGCUGCCUGCAAGGAUCUUGUAUUCCACCACCAUGUCCCUUUCUUCAGCCGUACAAUUAGUGCGCAUCAUGGGAAUUGCCUCAUUGAUUUCUGCGUUAACAUUGAGCCUUUUAGCUGGUAGAAUCAAAACGCUUAAUGUCAUCACCACAAUGGCGAUAGGAAACAUAUUCUAUCACUGUGGAUCAGUAGUCGCAUUUGGAGCCACUACAAGUGAUUUCAAAUUCUUUGACUUCACCAACCAAUUGGUGAUAGGAUUGAUUCUUAUGGGUGGAGGGCAUGCGUGUUAUCUUAACCUGUAUACCCCCACCAAGUUCUACCUUUACAAAAAGUGGAGUUUGGGCAACAGUAACCUCGGAGAACAAUCUGCUAAGAUCUUCAACAUCGUUCUAAGCCUUUCUUCUGCUAUGGGGACUAUCGCAUCAGCCCUGUCGUUGAAUGAAGGGACUGAAAUCCUAACUAUAACUGCAAUUUCCGGGCUUUGUGUAUUUUUAACAUUGGGACUAUUUCUUUGUAACCUGGUUAAAUAAAUUUGGAGAACUUGUCGGGGUAAACGUUUCUUAGACACUGUUUUAAAGAAUUUGACUUUAUUUCAUCCGAUAAUCAAUCUUAAAAGAUAUAAUACACACUAGUUUUAUAUAUUUCAUUGGAUUCCAGGAUAAAUUAUUAUUUAGCAUGAUUACAACACACAUAACUCCGACAUGCGCAAGAAUUAUAUUUUCGGCUUGGUGAAUUUUUAACAUUGGGUAAAUUUCUUUGUAACAUGAUUAAAUAAGUUCGGAGAACUUUUCGUGGUAGAUGUGUCUAUUUCAUCCGAUAAUCAAUCUUAAAAAGAUAUUACACACAUUAUUUCAUUGGAUUUUAAAUCCAGGAUAAAUUAUUAUUUAGCAUGAUUACUAUUGCAUCACAAGACUUGAUUUUAGAGACUCCGAAUCUACUCGUUUUCAUUAUCAGCACACUCAAAUAAAUGAAGG